Messenger RNA from Coprinopsis cinerea okayama7#130, 2034 nucleotides. RefSeq names its product oligonucleotide transporter. The coding region runs from base 1 to 2034 and encodes 677 amino acids. The transcript is spliced from 10 exons. Gene Ontology annotation, cellular component: fungal-type vacuole membrane. Gene Ontology annotation, molecular function: 2 iron, 2 sulfur cluster binding; oligopeptide transmembrane transporter activity. The record is from RefSeq and is a predicted model, not a curated record. NCBI's taxonomy places the organism in Eukaryota, Fungi, Basidiomycota, Agaricomycetes, Agaricales, Psathyrellaceae.
AUGGCAAUUCUCAGUUGGUUGAAACUGUUGUCACCGCCUAGAGGUCACGGCCACCUCUCAGCUGCUCAGCCUGAGUUUACAGUCACCGCAGUUGUCAUUGGCCUCGCUAUUGGAUGCCUAAUAUGCUUCACAAACUUGAGCCUGGGCUUGCAGUCAGGAUGGAUAUCCAUGAUGUCCAUACAGUCCGCCCUUAUCGGUUUUCUAAUUUCACGAAUGCUGCCAACGCCAUUGACACCCCAGGAGCUCAUUGUAGUCCAAACCACAGCUGUCGCUACCGGAACAAUGCCACUUGCUGCCGGCUUCGUUGGUAUCCUGCCUGCAUUGAGCCUGUUGGAUGAAGAGCGGGAUGGUUCACCAGCCAUUCGCCUUGACUGGUGGUCAGCAUUGUGGUGGUCCUGCGGGGUUGCGUUCUUUGGUGUAUUCCUCUCGCCGCCUUUGCGAAAGCAAGUUAUUAUCGAGGAGGAACUGCCAUUUCCUUCAGGAACUGCAACUGCUCAGAUGAUAUCCGUAUUGCACAAGCUCCCUCCACCGGAUACCCAAGUUCACCGUCGACGCGGAUAUCAACAGGUGGAUGAAGACGAAGUAAACGUGGCCCCCGCAGAGGAGACAGAAGUUGCAGACCCACAGCGAGAAGAAAGUGACGGUCUAGAACGAGAAGCAGUACAACACGACGGAUGGCACGAUUUGAUUUGGAGCUUCAGUGCUGCAGGUGGUCUGACUCUGUUCGCAUACUUCUUCCCCGCUGUGUUCACUAUCCCUAUAUUUGGAACUUAUCUUGCCAAAGAAUGGCUUUGGUAUUUUACCCCCAGUCUGUCGUAUGUUGGCCAAGGAAUCAUCAUGGGGUUCCCAACCACCGUCAGUAUGAAUCUCGGUAUGCUUGUUGGCUGGGCAGUCCUUUCGCCACUUGCGAAGCUAUCUGGCUGGGCGCCUGGUCCUGUCGGUGACAUGUCCAACGGUGCUCGCGGAUGGAUCCUCUGGGUUUCGCUGGGAAUCAUGUGCGUCGACAGUCUGGUGUCACUCCUCCCUGUCGUUGUAGAGUAUGCAGCGGACUUGAUCUGGCCCCUGAGGCGCCAUUAUUCGCGGAUCGGGGAUAAUGGUGUUGCCAAACGGGAGGACCAUGAAGUUGAGACCCCCAACCGGCUUGUACCUACUUCGUGGGUCCUAAUUGGCCUUGUCUCAAGCAUAACCGUAGGGACGUGCCUCGUCUGGUUAGUCUUUGGUCAUGACGGCAUUAAGCCCUGGGCGACUGUGGUGGGAUUCAUCUUUGGUGGCUUCUUGAGCGUGAUAGGAGUCCGUGCUCUUGGAGAAACCGAUUUGAAUCCAGUCUCUGGUCUGGGCAAGGUAUCCCAACUUCUCUUCGCUUGGAUCCAGCCAGGGAACGUCGUUGCGAACAUCAUUGCCGGAGGAGUCGCGGAGGCAGGUGCCCAACAGGCGGGCGAUCUGAUGCAAGACCUAAAGACUGGGCACUUGUGCCGAGCUUCUCCUCGAGCCCAAUUCUAUGGGCAAUUGGUUGGAUCUGCAGUUUCGGUCGUGAUAACCACCACCGCCUUUACGCUUUACAACCGAGCAUAUGAAAUCCCCGGUCCUUCCUUCCCCGCACCAACUGCCUAUGUAUGGCUCGGUCUGGCUCGCCUCCUUCGUGACGGUCAAUUGCCGGAAAACAGUGCAACCUUUAUGGUGGGUUUCAGUCUAAUAUUCGGCAUUCUGUCGGGGGCAAAGACGUAUGCUUCUCGAAACCAAUUAUGGUAUGCCCAAUGGAUACCUUCCGGGGUCGCCUUUGCCAUUGGUUUCCUCAAUACGCCCUCUUUCUCGAUCGCAAGAUUGAUCGGAGGGACUAUCGAGUACAUUUAUCGCACCAGAUAUGCGAGGAAGGAUGGGGGCGACAUUCGGUUGGUGGUCGUUGCCAGUGGGUUUGUCUUGGGCGAAGGUGUCGUCAGCAUUGUUUCUUUGAUUCUCAAGAUUAUUGGUAUCGGUGUUGUAAGCUGUAUAGGAUGCGGCCAUGGGUUGUGCGGAGGCUGCCCCGCUACGACGUAG